Molecule: messenger RNA, 6059 nt
Organism: Pocillopora damicornis (cauliflower coral)
Lineage: Eukaryota; Metazoa; Cnidaria; Anthozoa; Scleractinia; Pocilloporidae
Product: treslin
Biological process (GO): mitotic DNA replication checkpoint signaling; response to ionizing radiation; DNA replication
Cellular component (GO): nucleus
Molecular function (GO): chromatin binding
Source: RefSeq, a predicted model, not a curated record
GUAUUUUCGCUUUGAAAAGAAAAAGAGUCGAUAUUUGAAAGGAUAUGACAGAUAAAUCCUCACGCGAAAGUUUCCAGCAAAUUGUAUUUCUCAUCGACUCUAAUCCUUCAUUUUGGGGAUCGAACAACUCCGCCGACCAUGCUGCGAAGGCCAUUCGAUUGUGCGUACUUCGAUUGCUAACGUACUUUAGUGAUUAUCGGGAAGAAAAGCGAUCUAAUCUACGAUGGGGAUACAAAAUAUUCAACUCGAGAUCACUUUCACAUCAGUUUGAACGACACGACUUCAAAGAAUUUUUAGUUAACGCGUUUGAGGAAUUUGAAGAUCAUGUGUCGAAGAGGUUGAACGAAUCCUUCGCACAACAAUGGCAAGAAAACGAACUUGAACCGAAGGAACAAGACGAUGCAGAAACUACAACCUUUUCGAAACCUGCGGGAGGAGCUAGAUGUAUUUCUUUUGUUUUUAAAAAUGCUGUUCACGAUUUUCAGUGGGAAAGGCCUGACAUUAGCUCCCCUGUUAGGAGAACUCGUGGAAAUAACAACACGCUCUUUUACCUUGACAACAGAACCGAUACACAUAAUGUUAUCUUUUUGUUGAGCGGUUGCCCUUAUGAUGAUGACUCAAUCUCGGAAUUCACUGGUGAAAAUUUGUCUUUCCUUGGAACUGUAGAGGGUUUCAAAAGUAUUUUGAUGCCCUCAGUGUUGUACAAGGAAUUCGAGGAAAGGCGCAUUUGUUUACAUUGGGUGAACAUAAGCAACUACCAGCAAGAAGAGAACACUAGUGUUAAAACAUCAGUAGAGGUAACAGUGGAACAGCUUGGAGGGUGCCUGAUACCUCUUUCAGCAGUCAUUUAUACAGGGAUCUCUGUUGGAUCUAACUUAAAACCUCGAUCUGGAAAAGAUGUUUCAGUUUUUGAGCAAGUCAAAUCAAUUAUGGGACACCUACUUCCUUUUAAAACUGUACUGGAUUCUUAUUUGUGCAAGAAGUCAACAAAGCCAUCAGUACUGGAGGAUUUUUCACAACAGUGGGCUAAAGGAAAAAUGGAUGGUACAGGAUUACUGUGUUCUUCAGGUCCUGAAGAUAAGGUGCAUUGUACUGUGAAACUUCACUCUAUGUUUCGGUCGGUGGAAGGACUUGAAGGCUUGAGAAAUUCUCAUGAUAACUCUUCAUUAACUGGUCAAGCUAUGGAUAUGGAGAGAAAACAGUCACCAUCAAAUAAUGACUCAAGCAACUUGAACCUUUUUUGGAUCAGAGGGGUAGUGAGCCACACUUGUGUCUCUCCAACAUGGCUUCACCCCACCAAAGGUUACUCUUGUAUUGGUUUGGACAACAGUACUGGAGAUGGUCCUAUAGACUCCUCUUUGUGCUCUCAGAAGCUUAUUUCUGGGUGGUACCAAGCACUUCUACUUUCUUUGGCAAAAGAGAACAAAUUACUGGUUAUUGAUUUUCUUGAUUGUGAUAGCGGGUUACCAGUCACUGGAGUCCUCCAACCUUUGACCUCUGUCUGUGGUGUGAUAAAUGUUAUUGCUUCAGAAUUUCUUGUAGCUUUUGAAAAGCUUCUUCUGUGGCUUGGCAAUUCUUCAAAUUUAGACAGAACAAAAUUGAUAACUGUGGAGGCUUGCCCAGAAUUGAUCAGUAACUAUAGAUCCCAAGAUGAUCCUAAAUCAACUGGAUCACUUUCUUACCCUGCAGUCUUUCUUGGGCUCACUGGAUCACAAGAUCUGGUCAGAAAUAAAGUUGAAGAAUUUGAUGCAAUAUCUUUUCAUCCUUGGGGUUCCUCUCCUGUCAAGGAAAACAUAAUUGGUUCAUUUUUGAAUGAACUAAAAAGGGAUAGUAAGUCUGAAGAGGAGAGAGAGGAUUAUGUUGAUGAUGAAGCUGCUCUAAUGAAAGAAUUGAAGGAUCUUUAUAAUAAGAAAGAAACACAUUCAGUAUCAGCAUCAUCCAGUGUAAGUCAGUUAUCAAAGAAGCUGAAGGAGUGUGCUGCAGAGAAAUCAGAGUUGGAGAGUACCUCAUUGAAGCAGAAAAGGAAUUUGAGAAAGGAAACAAAUGUGGAUAAUCAGAGGGGCAAGUUAGAUAUAAAUGAAAGUCAAUCUGCAGUUGAGAAUAAUAGUGCUGAUGUCCUUCCCACUGACAAUGAUAGCCAGGUGCCCAAUGAUAGCACUGGAAUACCACAAGUCUCAUGUAAUCUGAAAGAUGAAGCUGAGUUGAUAAUGACCAUUUGUGAUUUAACCAACAAAGUUAUUUUGGAGGGAGCAAAUAUUCUUCAUGAAAUCACAAACAUAGUGACCGUAGUUUCCCAAUUUUUUGUGAAUGAGGAUGAUAACAGACAGAAGGCACUUGUUUCACAGUUUUUAGAGGAGCAUGUACUCUUCACAGUAUCAGCUCUAAGGGAAAAAUAUGAAGGAUGUAGUGAUGUCAUUAGACAAGGGCAGCAACUCAGAGAGUACCAGUUCCAGAUCCUGCUUCGAUUGGAGAUUGCAGCUCUCAUAAAAGCUAAUGAAAAGAGCUCCCUUGUUGAAGAGGUCACUGUACUCCUCAGAGCCAUCUCAUUUAUGAAGGACCUGAAGUUCCUGACUAUUUUCCUUCGUGAGGUACUUCUUUUUAGGUUCAGACAGAAACUCGCCAAGUUCCUCUGUGCUGUUUACGAAGGUUUGAUGAUGCGCCCUCCCAGAGAAGUGUCUACGCCUUCUAAAUGGUCGAGUGAUGAUGAAUCGCCAAUCAGACGCCAAAUCAACUCUGUCUCUAGCGCUAAACAAGACUCUAAUCAACCCAGGAGCAGUGGAUGUCGUAUUAUCACCCGUCGUUCUAGCGUUUCAGAUGCUGGUGGUAAAAGGAGAGAGAUUGUUGUACCGGGAAAGGCAAAACCAAAGGAUAAAGAGAAAGAAAAGGCGCUGAAGGGGAAACCGCACGUGUCUCUUAGUUCAAGAGGAGGAAGCCAGAAGGAAAAGAAAAAAGGGAAGGUUCAGAAGACACCAGUAAAACAAGUUCGACGAAAUCUCUUCAUUGAAUCAAAAGAAAGUGAUGAGAAUAACUCAACCGCCAGAGCGCCAAGGAAAAGGAAGUUGUCACAAGGAGAGAAAAAGAAACACGCAAAGCGACGAUUUCACCGGAGGAAUACUGUGGGUUCUUUUUCAAGCUCCACGGUUCAGGAGACUCCUGCCCAUAAACAGGUCUCUAAUGCAUUAUGGUACAAACAGGAUCGAGCCAGAAAACGUUCUAGAGCUCAUACAGAGGUGCAUAUUUUAGAAGAGUCACCCCUUAAAGAGUUAAAAGCAGGAGAAGGUCUCCCUCGAAGAAGUCCACGAAAGCCUCCGCUGGCAACUUUCCAGCGGAGUCAGUCAUUCUAUGGGCGCUCUGCUAGUACAGGCCCUUUGACAAGGACUAGGUCCUUUAGUGGAGUGUACUCCCGUGACUCGCCACAGAAAGGACCUACAGAGGGAUUGGAUUCCAUUUCUACUCAGGGAGCCGUUGUGAAAAAGGCAACUCAGAAGUUGUCCUCUCCAGCUCUUUCGCCAUUGCGAUUUUCUCCACGGCAGAAAAAGAAGUUUUCGUUACACAGUUUACUGACCACAUCUAAAGAAUGUGAUCGAAAGAAGGAAAGUACCUUUAGUCACCAGAAUCCAUUAACACCCAAACAUAAAUUCACGUCUACAGCCACAAGGUCCUCACCAAGGCUCUUUAAAAAGCGCUCAUUUUCCUGUAUUGGAUUUUCGUCCGUUCCCUUUCCAGAAGCCCAUGAGGAACGAAAAGUCAUUCCCCUAAUUAAAAAGCCCAGCUUAUCUGAGAAAACACAACCGCCACAAAAGGACACUCCCUUGGACGCGAAUUCACAGGAGGAGUACAUGAAAACCCCGAGGAAAGAGAAAUCAGAUAACAUUUCGGAUGUCCGAGUUACAGCUCCAACAUCGCAUGGGUCCUCCCCAAGACUUAUCAAACAGCGCUUUAAUGCCAGAGUUGUACUUCUGUCUCCUGAGAAAACAAAGUCUAAGCCGCUUGGCAGGAGAUCCAGGUCAUUUGAUAGUAAAAACUGUACUUCUCCAAUAAGAAAUGGUAAUUGUUUGGAUGCUCUCUCGCAAAAACGCUCUAUGAAAACGCCCACGAAAGAAAAAUCUGAUAAUUGUUCAGACAACAUGGUGACUUCUCCCAAAUUUACUCUGGCGCAGCAUGUAAAGCAAACUCCAUCAAAGGAUUACUUUAUGGAUGAAUGCGUUAUUCGUCUUACACCAAUUCGUAAAUCUUUGAAGUCCCCCUUGCAUGUUUCUCCAGCGGUUCUCGCAGAACUUUCUCCGUUUUCUCCUCGCCAUCCACAUCGAAAUGGAAAAGAAUUCACCAAACUGGAGGACUCUGUUCAGGGUGUCGACGAAAAUGCAAAAACGCCUGCAAAGAACAACAUCGAACCCGCUAUCCGUAGCUGUCCGGGAUUGCUAUGCAAGCGUGACAGCAAUGAGACUUGUCAACAAACAUUAGAGCAAUCUUUAUGCAACCGAAAAGACUUAAAACCCACUGUUACGGUCUCUCCAAAGUCGACUCGAACUAAUUUGACGGAUCCUACCACCCCGGUAAGAGUUUGCCAUCUGGACGACUGUGUGGUGCUUCUCACCCCCAUGAGGACCCUUUCAAAAUCUCCAGUGCACUUGCCAUCAGAAGAAAAAAAGGUGGUGGCGAUUGGUUCGGACUCAGAAAGCGCCAAGGUGACUGUCGAUGCCAGAAUUAAGUCACUCCAGUCAUCGUCAAAAACCACCCCAAAGUCUGCUCGUGUUGAUACGAUUGAGCGCAGAUUGAGAGCAAAAUCUCCGAUACCUGAUAACAAAUCCACUGACAUUGAAAGCCGAGGAGCAGAAACGUUUAGCUAUGAUAAUGCGCUAAUGAAUGACAAUGAUCAUUGCCUCCAGAACUCAACUGCCACAGAGGGAGCAGAAAGUAUCGCAAGACAAGCCAAUUUUCAAGAAGAUGAAAUAUUUCUUCGCAUGACCGGUGCAUCUGUUGUAGGAGCGCAAUUGCCAUGGAAUCCAGCUCUACAGAGCUCGACUCCGCCUCCCAAAAGAGGAAAAAAGAAAUCGCACGGUGUGUCUAAUUCACCGGCUGAAACCAAGCGCUUGAGUCCCCUUAACCAGAUACUCCGACAGCAAAAACGAAAAAGGUGUUUCUCAGCCUCUCCAGCUGACAAACGUGCUAGGGAAGCUUGUGAAAUAGACGCACGUGACAGAUCGUCGUGUGCCCCAAGGACUCCUAUUAAGAACGGGAACAAGCACAUGUCGAUUUGUUGUGGAGUUUCUGUGAAACUCAGCUCGGCUAAUGAAUCUUGUUCUCUUGUUGAGGACAACUCUAGGUCGUCCGAGGAGGCAGAUGACUGGCUUAGUGAAAUGGAGAAAGAAUUUGACCGUAGUGUAGCGAAUUCAAAUGAGACUCAAAAGUCACCUGCGAACAAGAAGCGACGAAUACACAAGUCUGUUGUCUUUGGGGGAAGGCGCAACAGAAAAGGGAGUGGUAAAAAACCUAGGGGUAAAAACGUUGAUUCUUCUCGAAGCAGCGACACCAGCUACGAGCAAGAUGACGAAGUGUUUCAGAGUCCUGGAAUGUUAGCCUCUCGUCUGAUGCGUCGACAUGUGAACAAGACCCCUAUAUCAGCGAGCAGUAUCAAAGUUUUGCAAGAAUCUCCCAUACUUCUUGACAGUAAACUUUCACCCGCACUUUCACCUCGAACUGGAGGUUGUUCCGAUGUGUCUCCAAAUUAUCCAAAGCGCAAUCGGAGAAAAUUUGAUGAUGUGUCCGACAAUAGAGAAGCAGGUAUAUCGGUGUCCUACACUGAUGAUCAGGAGGCACCGAUUGCUCGCCCUUUAAGGAAACGACUCAAGCUUCAUACUUGACAAUCUUGAUUAUUUUUUUCCCUAUGGCUAAAUUUAGGAAAUUUUGUACAUGCAUGUUCGUUGUAUAUAGUAUUUUACUUUGAUAUUAUAAUUCUCAAUAUCCUGAGAUACCGAAAGUUCCUCGCACAAUUUUCGUCUCAGGCCGUCAAUCGGCUUUCAAGACUCGACAUAAAUAAAGUAACUUUAGUCACCUUU